AUUGGAAGAAGAUCCCCCGCAGGCGAAAUCGUGGAUCAACGCCAAUUUGCCUCCGCCGGGGCCGAGGUUUGGUGUUUUUUUCAAGUGCUCUAGAUGCCUUCGGCGCCUUCAAAAGAUCGCCAUCUACCCCAGUCGUCAAUCAACCCCGUCUGCCUUCUUUACCCCGGCAGAUAGAUACAUCAUGGACACGUUAACCGUGGCCACCGUGUCGCAGUGGUGGCAGACUGCCAUCGACCGGCUCCCCGAGAACGUCCACCGCGCUCUGCUGCAGCAACAGUCGACUCAAUUGGCCGCCGGUGCCAUCUUUGCGCUGGCUGCUCUUUAUGCUCUUAAUAAGAUCCUGUCGCGCUGGUCUGUCAACUGCCAGAGGUCGGAUCCCUGGAAUCCCAAGAACGAGCUGGUCCUCUUGACCGGAGGCUCCAGUGGCAUCGGAAAGCAGAUCUUGGAGGAUCUGUCCAAGGUGAACAUCAAAGUCGUCGUGCUAGACGUGCAGGCGCCGACUUUUGAGCUGCCUUCCACUGCGUCCUUCUACCAAUGCGACAUCACCUCCACAGCAAAUCUCAAGGAGGUUGCCGCUGCGAUCCGCCAGAAACAUGGCCAUCCGACCAUUCUCAUCAACAAUGCCGGGUUCGGGCGUGGAGGGACGAUUCUGGACGAGUCCGAAUCCGACAUCCGUCGCACCUUUGAAGUCAACACCAUCUCCCACUUCUGGACCGUCAAGGAAUUCGUGCCGGACAUGAUCCAGAAGAACCACGGCCACAUCAUCACCAUCGCUAGUCUGGCCAGUUUCAUCGCUCCAGGGGAGAUUGUCGACUACAGCUGUACCAAGGCCGCCGCGCUGGCUUUCCACGAGGGUCUGACGCAGGAACUCAAGCAUUGGCACAAAGUGGGCAAAGUCCGCACCAGCAUCAUUCAUCCGCUCUGGGUGCGCACGCCGAUGAUCUCCAUCCUCACCGGCGCAGGCGGCCAUUUCAAGCAGCGCCUCUUGACCCCCGAGAUGGUCUCUUCCGCCGUUGUCAAGCAGGUCGUCACCCAGACCAGUGGACAAGUUAUUCUUCCGCUGUCACAUGUUCCCCUCGCCUUCCUCCGUGCGUUGCCGACGUGGAUGCAGGAAUUUGUCCGCGGGGUGGCCUCGAAGGAUUUUGUCAAGCUCCGUGAACUGGAGAAGAAGGGACUGGUCCAGGUGCCGGCUCCGCAGCCUCAGGCCAAGUCGUAGUCGACGAAGUCAUUGCUGUCUUAUUCUGAGCAGGUAGCGUGAGCACAGCUGUGGGGUUGGUUGGCAUGAACAAUGUAGAUGCUUAUUGAUGGGAUAUAUAGAGAAGAUGCCUACAUAAGACCUGUCUCGACAGGAAUCUACAUAUACGCGUUCAUUGAAGUCGACUCGAGC
Molecule: messenger RNA, 1387 nt
Organism: Monascus purpureus
Lineage: Eukaryota; Fungi; Ascomycota; Eurotiomycetes; Eurotiales; Aspergillaceae
Source: the annotation of a GenBank genome assembly